This is a messenger RNA of Physella acuta, 612 nucleotides long. Its product is annotated as ensconsin-like. NCBI's taxonomy places the organism in Eukaryota, Metazoa, Mollusca, Gastropoda, Physidae. The record is from RefSeq and is a predicted model, not a curated record.
AUGUACCAGACUGGUUUGAAUGAUGAAGAGAAAGCUGCUAAAGAGAAAGCUGAGAGAAAAGAAGAAGAGAAGGCUAGAGAAGAAAAAGCUGCUAAGGCGAAAGCUGAAGAAAAAGAAGAAGAGAAGGCUAGGAAGGAAGAAGAGAGGGCUAGGAGGUUAGAGGAAAGGAAUUGGAAAAUAGAAGAUGAUGAAAGAAAGAUUGCAGCAAAAAGAGAAGAAGAUGACAGAAAGCACAAGCAUGAAACAGAACUGAGAAGAAUAAAUAGUAAUAUGGCCGCAACUGAACGAGCGGGUGAGCACUCAACCAGAUUCCAGCUGAAAUUCAGGGACUUAAGAGAAGGAGAAGAAAUAUUAAACUACCUCACACAAUUUGAGUGCAUUGCCACAACUAACAACUACAGUAGAAGCAUGUGGGCAAGUACUUUGCUGAGCAGGCUCACGGGUGAAUGUUUAAACAUAAUUGGCACGCUUGCUGAUAUUCAAAAAAUGGACUAUGACCAUAUUAAAAAAAAAACUACUCACUUGUUAUGGGAAGUCGGAGGACGAAUAUUGAAAAGCCUUUGUGGCGAUGAAACUGGAGAGCCACCUGGACACAACGGCCACUUUAUUUAA